UGCCUUUAAUUGGUGUGUUUUACAGAAGUAAAAUUCUUACGGAUCUUUUUUAUGUGAGAGUUUUUGGGUGACAGAUUGUAAUAAAAUGGAUCCCGUGUUACGUGCGUCCGACGAAAAAUUAAUGAACUUGGAAAUACAAUACAAGGAAAAAACCCAGAUUUUGACGAAAUGCUGCAUUACAGCUUCUGAAUACAGAACGUUGCACGUAGUUGGUACAAUGUUUUGUCUUUAAAUAAAAUCGUCAUCGUUCAGGGUUUGCCGCUGUUGUCUUCAGGGUCACUAACUUCUGUGGUUUGGCACAAUGAGUUACCGAGAAACAACAGAAGAUUUAGAAACAUUAGUGGGCAAAUUAACCACUCUGAUAACUGAUACUUUCAAAUGUUGCAUAAGGAACUAUGAAGCCUUACUGCCAUACCUUGGGAAAAAGGAAACAAAUUCUAAAACACGUCACAAAUUAGUACAAGUUAAUAUACUGUUAAACAAGUUAAAUGAAGACCUUGUGAGUCUAAGAGUUGAAUAUGCAGGUAACUCAUCAUAUGAACAAAAAGGGAAGUCUGUUCUGUGUGAAGGAGAUAGGAAGAGAAGAAUGAAUGAUCUACUCGAGUUAGGUGGACAUGAGACCAAAAAUAUAAAAAUGAAAGUGCAAUUUACCAACAAUACAAAGCAUUCCAUUGCAUUAACUCCAGAGACUGGAAUCAAUAUGCAGUCAGAGAAUAUAGUAUUAAUGGAUAGUGAAGAAACAGGUAAUACACAGGAUCAGAAGUCGGACAUACACAGGAAGAAAAACACAAAAAUGGAGAUACAAGAUUCAAAGGAAGUCAAAGAUACACAUGAAUUGCCUAUAACUAAUAGUCAGAUUCAUGCUGUUCAGAAAUCAUGUGACACUACAAAAAAUGAAAAGACAGUAUGUUUUGCUGAUGAUGAAGAAAGUGAAUCUGUGCCAGAUAGAUUUGUGAAGGGUAAUACAUAUGAUAAAUCUGCUGACAGUACCAUUCAUACAGAAAGUAAUGAAGCAUGUGUUCCAUUACAAAAUGUAGAAAGUGAGAUUAGCAGUCAAGAGAAAUGUGAAGACAGUGACAUUGUUCUUAGUAAAGAUCCUAUAACAUAUGUACCUGUUCAGAGCGUGGAGGAAGUGUGUAAUGUAAGGCAUGAACUAUAUGGUAUCAAAAAGCACAAGAAAAAUAGUUUUAAGUGUACACUGUGCACGUGUGUAGUUUCUGACAUGAAAACACUGUAUAGUCAUGUGCAAGGAAAGAAGCACCUAAAGAAACUGGCUGGCAAGGCUUGUUGGAUCAGAAUUGCUGAAGUUCCAAAUAACACCAGUGAAAGUGCAGCAUCUGUUUCUAUGUGUUCUACAGUUGCCUGCUCACUCACUGAUACUGUUGCAAGUAAUAGCUGUGAAAGUAUAGUGUCUGAUUCUGUGUGUUCUGCUGUUUCCUGCUCGCCUGCUGAAAUUGGUCCAAGUAACAGCAGUGAAAGUACAGCAUCUGAUUCUGUGAGUCCUGUUUUCUGCUCUCUGGCUGAUAAUGUUGCUAUUGUAGAGGACAAAGACAAGGUAGCAUCAAUGAAACGUGCAGUUGUGUUAGAGCAUAUAUGGACUUAUUUUGAUCCACCAUUUCACUUUAACAAAAAAUUCAUUAGGUUUCAUUUGGGGCGAAUAAUCUGUUACCUUUGUUAUGAAGAGACAGGAAGGUACAUACUCGAUGUGAGGAAGCACAUUUCUAAAGUAAGUCAUCUGGAUCGGAUAAAUACAUUACGAAACAUGAAUUUGAAAAAUAAAUCCUCCAAUAUACUAAUGUUUGAUGUACCAGGCAGCCUAAAGAACAUUGUUCCUGCUACACAGUUUAGUUUGAGAAACUAUGGUUUCUUUUGUAGUGUGUGCAACUGUUUCUGUGAAAAUACAGUUGUGUUAAAUCACAUGACAAGUGAAAGCCAUGGCAAAAAGCUAGAUGAAAUUCCAAAAUCGGUAUAGUAUGAGGAAAUUGAAACAGUGAAGUUAAUGUCUGUGGGACUAUAAUGUCAUUUUUGCUGUAAAUAUGUUAUUUCCAUCAGCAAAUAUUGUUAAUGUGUAUUACAUCAGUCUACUGAUACAUACUGAUUAUUGUAGUUUGAGGUUCUGUCAAAAAAGUAAAGAAAGAAUUACAUCAUACAAGGGUUUUAGAAAAGUGUUUUCAAGGAACUCAUUUUUAAGAAGGCUCCUUGUUUUAAAUUAAGACAAAAAUUGACAUUGUGAUAAGAGUGUGUGAAAAUAAAAACGUGAAAGUUAGUUAAAUGAAAAAUGCAAUUUACCAAGGAACAACUGGGUGGGAUAUAUUAAUUAAAGGUUUUGAAGCACAGUAAUUUGUUGACAGCAAGUUCGAACUUGUUUUGAGAUGCCUGUCCAUUAUAUUUUGGAUUCCCUUUCUAUGUUUUAUAUGACACUUGCCGUGAAUACAAGGAAUGUUCAGAAAGUAAGUGUACUGUGACCAAAACAGGCUGUAGUUUUUUGGUUUUUGAGGGUUGGCAACAGUCAGUGGUAGAGGAUUCACUGACCAGUGCAAACACCACAGGACACCUAGUAUGUAAACUCAUAUUGUAGAGUCCAGUUGUGUGAAAGAUGUCAGUAAGAAACCCCGACAAGUGCUGCCACAUGCUGUGAACUGCUUCCUACUCACAGAAAGAAUAACUACCGAAGGUCUUUUGUGAAUUAAAACAUUUUAUGGUGAAUGUGUUGUGAACAGAAUGAGUGUGUUUGAAUGGUGCAGGAGCUUAGUAAAUGCAGGAAAAAUGUUCGUCGAAGACCUUACAUUUUGACUGAUGAGUUGGUGCAAAAAAUCAAACUAUGUUUGUGAAGACUGCUGAUUGACUGUGGAUGAAAUUUCUUCAGUGUUUCCACAACUCUCCACGACUCUCUUAUGCAAAACACUCCUAGAAAUGCUGGGAUACUGCAAACUGUGUGCAAGUUGGGUCCAAAAACAGCUGAUGUAGCAGCACAAGAAAAAUUAGGUCAGUAGCACCCAUGAGUUUAUUGAACAUCUUGAAUUGGAAGAUGAGGAUUUUCUGAGCUCUUUUGUGACUGGAGAUGAAAUGUCACAGUGGUGUCACACCAAUUCCCAAUCUGCCAAAAAAUUUAAAACCACAUUUUCAGAUAAAAAAAAGUGCAACGAUACUUUGGGACCCUAAAAAACACAAAAGGAGAAUUCAGAACAAAAAUACAAGAAUGCUGACGAGAGGAGUGCCUGUCCUCACACAGCCUCAGCCACCAAGCUGCUCUUGGACCUAUUAUUUGUUUGGGAUCUUACAAACCAUUCUCUCUCCCUUGUAUUCCCCUGGCUUGGUGCCUUAAGAUUAUCAUCUUUUCACCCCCUUGGAGGCUUACAAGAGUAAAAUUAAAUUUUCAACAAAUGAGCAGAUGCAGAAAUAGGUUCUGAAGUGGAGGAAGGAGAGUUCUAUGAGGAGCGCAUAAAGAAGCUUGUGCCACAGCUCACACAUGCACUGAACAAGAUGGUGAUGGUGUGGUAAACUAGCCUGCAAGUGUAUCAACAAUAUUCCAAAGUUUUCAUUCAAAUACACUUUUUUUUAAAUAUAAAAAUCUAGUAAAUGUACUUUCUGAACACACCUCAUAUAACUUAUUUUCCUGUUCCUGCAGUUCUUUAAGUGCAUUUUAUUAUUUGUUGUCUAAAGUAGUUUGUAGCCAUUAGUUUGGAUGUUUCAGUGGUUAACUGUAAGGCUAUUCUUUACAGGUGAAUUUAUCUUUCAUUUAAUUAUGAUAAAUUUUCCUCUGUGGGUCAUUUCAUAUCAAGUCAUCCAGACCAUGACGCCCAUUA
Molecule: messenger RNA, 3806 nt
Organism: Schistocerca nitens (vagrant locust)
Lineage: Eukaryota; Metazoa; Arthropoda; Insecta; Orthoptera; Acrididae
Exons: 2
Coding region: 302-1972 (556 amino acids)
Molecular function (GO): zinc ion binding; nucleic acid binding
Source: RefSeq, a predicted model, not a curated record